Molecule: messenger RNA, 1872 nt
Organism: Neltuma alba
Lineage: Eukaryota; Viridiplantae; Streptophyta; Magnoliopsida; Fabales; Fabaceae
Product: tricyclene synthase TPS4, chloroplastic-like
Exons: 7
Coding region: 1-1779 (592 amino acids)
Biological process (GO): diterpenoid biosynthetic process
Molecular function (GO): terpene synthase activity; magnesium ion binding
Source: RefSeq, a predicted model, not a curated record
AUGGCCCUGGCGAGUGCCUUCCUGUCCAAUCCCUCCUUCAUCUCACUUAAUUUUAGAAAACACAGCAAACCUGGAGGGACUCUUUCAUAUCGCAGAAUUAAUGGCAAACUUAAUAAUUUCCCUCCUUCCUCUCAUCAAAGAAACUCCGCCAAUUACCAGCCUACCCCCUGGAGUUAUGACUUCCUCCAGUCCUUGAACAAUGGUUAUACGGAUGAGAAGUACGAUGCCAGAGAAAGGAUGCUGCUGGAGGAUGUGAGGAGGAUGAUCGUGAAUCCCAAUACUGAGCCAUUGCCAAAACUUGAGCUCAUUGACGAUGUCCAACGCUUAGGUCUUGGCUACCGCUUUCACAAUGAGAUUAAAGAUGCUCUUCAUAGUUAUGUCAGUUGGGAACAAAAACGUUGUCCAACAAAACAGUGCAGAAGGCUACAUGAAGCUGCUUUAAGCUUCAGACUCCUCAGAGAUCAUGGCUAUCGUGUCUCCCCAGAUAUAUUUGAGAGUUUCAAGGACCAAAACCGUAAUUUCAAUGCAUGCCAUAGCAGUGAUGUGAAAGGGUUGUUAAGUCUGUACGAGGCAGCAUUUCUGGGGUAUCGAGGAGAGCACAUUCUUGAGGAGGCCAAGGUCUUCACAACCACUCACCUCAGCGACAUGAUGAAGGAAAUUAUAAGCAAUGAUCAUUUGUGGGGACAAGCGAUCCGUCACGCCCUGGACCUUCCAUUACAUCGCAGAACACGAAGGUUAGAGGCGAGAUGGUACAUAGAAGCACAUGGUAAGAGGAAAAACGCAGACAAGGUCCUUCUCGAAGCUGCUAUACUGGAUUUUAACAUAGUACAGUCAACACUUCAAAGGGAUCUCCAAGAAAUGUCAAGCUGGUGGAAGGCGAUGGGAUUGGCAUCAAAGUUGAGCUUCAGCAGGGACAGGCUAAUGGAGUGCUUCUUCUGGGCAGUGGGAAUGGCGUCUGAACCUCAGCACAGUGAGCUCCGAAAAGCACUAACCAAAGUCACCUGUUUCAUUACCACAAUCGACGACGUCUAUGAUGUUUAUGGCACUCUGGAUGAACUCGAGCUUUUUACAGCCGCUGUUGAAAGGUGGGAUAUCAAUGCGAUGCAAGAUCUCCCAGAGUACAUGAAAGUAUGUUUCCUAGCUUUAUACAACACUGUCAAUAAAAUGACUUAUGAAGCCCUGAGAGAGCAUGGACACAAUAUACUACCCUACCUCACCAGAGCAUGGGCAGACAUGUUAAGAGCAUUCCUGCAAGAAGCCAGAUGGUCCCAUGACAAACACAUACCAUUAUUUGAUGACUACGUCAGAAACGCAUGGGUUUCAGUUUCAGGAGUAGUAAUCCUCAUCCAUGCCUAUUUCUUUCUCAAUCACAAUUUCUCAAAGGAGUCACUUCAAUCCUUGGACCCCCACCAUCGCCUCUUGCGUUGUCCCUCCGUUAUUUUUCGUCUCUGCAACGACUUGGCCACAUCGAAGGCGGAGUUAGAGAGAGGUGAAGCAGCAAACUCGAUCAUAUGUCGCAUGCACCAGAGUGGGGCCACUGAGGAGAAUAGCCACAAAUAUGUACGUAGUUUGGUGGACGAGGCUUGGAAGGAGAUGAACGAAGGAAGAGGAAUGGAGUCUAAAUUUUCCAGAGCUUUUGUCGAAACUGCAAUGGACCUCGCCAGAAUUUCCCAUUGCACCUACCAGUAUGGAGAUGGGCAUGGAGCCCCAGAUUCCACAUCUAUGAACCGCAUUCGAUUAUUAAUUGCAGAACCCAUUGAGCUCCCUGAGAAUAGAUAAGUUUGGGAAAAGGGAAGAAAUGGGCAUUGAAGAGUGAAAAGACACGCCAUGCAUAUCUUAAGCCCAAGCUAAUGCUAUCUCAACUUUAUUAUA